Molecule: messenger RNA, 1014 nt
Organism: Dreissena polymorpha
Lineage: Eukaryota; Metazoa; Mollusca; Bivalvia; Myida; Dreissenidae
Exons: 3
Coding region: 132-488 (118 amino acids)
Source: RefSeq, a predicted model, not a curated record
CCAAAAUGUGCUGGUUUCGAGGUUAGACAUACAUGAACUUGAACGCUCAGGCAGCGUUAAGGCCAUCAAGUGCAAAGCUGACGGAAGCUGGUUAUCUUUAUGGAGCACACAGCCAUUAAGCUCGCUAUCCUAUGGACGCAUAUUUUCCCCAGUGCUGUUUCAGAAGCCCAAACAUUCAGAGGUUGUACCAGGUUGAGAAAAUGCUGAUUGUGUCCACAAACGAGACCAGCAAAUGGAGCCUUAUGGACAAAAGCGUGUUAAGACAUGUCAAAAUACAGAAGCACCCAAAACUCGCACCGAUGAAAAUCUGCGAGGUCAAUGUCAGAGGAAACCAACAACCCAGACUCCCACCUUUCCGUGUUGUGACUGGAAUCCGUAUGUCGAGUCAACGCAUGGCAACCGUCACUAGGGUAACGUCCAAAAUCAUGUGCGCGCAAGAAUGUCUACACCAGGUGGCGCCACCGUGCAGGACUGCACAAUACGACUAGGACAAACAAAGCUGCGCACUGUUUGAUGGAUAUGAACAUGAAAAGGACACAAUGAAUGGAAACUUCACGAUCGUUUCCAAGUACGCUGAGUCCAUUUUCGACUAAACUAAAAAGAAAAAAUAUCCCAACGACAGCACAAUAAAUUAAUGCGCUAUUUAUUUUUACCAUAAUUGCUAGCACAUAUGUUAGCAGGAAAACAUAACGUAUUUACACUUGGUUUGUGUAUCAAUAGUGUGGGUCAAGGAUGAAAAUAUUAAAUUUAACAUAUUCUCACGUUUAUGUUGCCAAUUUUCAUCGUAUGUAAGAACAUAAUCAUUUUCGAACAUGAUAGCCUUUGGCUUGGACAUUUUUAUUUUUACGAUUUUGUGGAAGUAAGAAUUGUGAAAAAUAAGUUAAACAACCGUCAAUACCCGAUUCCUUACCAAUAAAAAAUGUUGGUUAUUUGAUUGUUUGUCUUCUGCUAUUUAUUUGUAUUGCUCUGAAAACGUGAGAUCACAGCUUUUGUUGUAUUUUUAUGUUUUUUAUA